Messenger RNA from Ceratitis capitata (Mediterranean fruit fly), 2179 nucleotides. Its product is annotated as protein GUCD1. The transcript is spliced from 4 exons. NCBI's taxonomy places the organism in Eukaryota, Metazoa, Arthropoda, Insecta, Diptera, Tephritidae. The coding region runs from base 99 to 800 and encodes 233 amino acids. The record is from RefSeq and is a predicted model, not a curated record.
AUAAAAUUGACAAACAUAUAUGAGCUUGUUGGUUGUUUAAUUGGAAAAACUGUAAAUAAACUACUUUCGGCACAAUUUAUUCAAGAUUCUACGUUAAUAUGGAAGGCAUACCCGAACAAAAACACUACAACCUGACACACUACCAACAACGGUUUAAUUGGGAUUGCGGCAUAUCUUGUAUUAUCAUGAUCCUCUCAUCAUCCCAAAGUCAAAUACUUCUACACGAUUUCGACAAAAUAUGUGCGGAGGAGGGUUUUGGCUCGAGCACUUGGACAAUCGAUUUAUGCUUCCUUCUACACCGCUUCCAAAUACGGCAUGAAUACUACACAAAAACACUGGGUAUCGAUCCAAGCUACAGUGAACACAGUUACUAUACCAAAAUUAUCGAUAAGGACGAAAAACGUGUUACACGUAAAUUUAAAGAGGCACGGCAACAUGGUCUGCGCGUUGAACAGCGUACAGUGGAGAUGACUGAGCUCCUACAACAUUUGGGCAAACGGGGGCCUGUGAUAUUAUUGACCAACGCAUCCUUGCUGACAUGCGAAGUUUGUAAAAAGAAUGUGUUGGAGAAAUUCGGUUGUUUCCAACUCUCUUGUAUCGUUAACAAUACACGCACGCCUCAAAGUUAUGCUGGACAUUAUGUUGUGCUUUGCGGUUACGAUUUAAAAACACAAACUCUCUUCUAUCAUAACCCGGAAGUGCACGAUGAACAUGUUUGUCGUUGUACCACAGCGGCAAUGGAUACAGCACGGAAAGCAUAUGGCACCGAUGAAGAUGUUAUACUAAUAUUUCGAAAUUAAGAAGUAACCUUUAGCAAAAUUAACCACAUAAAAAACAUGCUGAACGUCGUUACGGAUAUCGCGAAAAUAAAAGAAAGCCUGCUCAAUUUAUGAAUGAACACUUAAUGCUUUAAAAUUAGUAUUACUUGUUGAAGCUUUUAUAAAACUUAAGACAAAGCAUUUCGAUCAUUUAUUCAAUAUACAUAGCUUGUGCGUCUCAGCUUGGUUCCGGAAGCUACUAGAUGCAAUAUGAUUUAAGAAACAAAACAAAAUGAUAUGGUCAAAACAAUAAUUCCUAGCCUCAAUCAAAAGUAUUUGGAGCUCAUUAAAGAACUCCACCAUGAAAAUGUUGAGAUAUUUUGUAAUACAUUUGUUAAAAGAAUGCGUGAAAAAAUUGUGAUAAUAAAUAAGUGCAAAAAGUAUAUAAACACAAUUUGUAACUAUGUAUAUAUAUACAUAUGUGUAUUGUAGGAAAUAAUAUAAAUGUGUUAUUGAGCAGAAAAUUAAAUUCUGAUAAAAAAUAAACACACACAUGUAUAACUUGAAACUUAAAAGUGCUUGCUCGUUUUGCGGUAAAACUGCAGAAGCUUCAGGUAUAGAUUUGAACACCAACAACAAAGCCGUUAGGGAAUUUUUUUGUAAGAAUAUUUUUAAAUUAACCAAUAACCAAUAACUUCUGUGCCAAGAAAAACAAGUUGUAAAUUGUGACUUGUUAUUAAAAUAAACACUAUUUGAAGGUAAAUUUAUUUUUAUUUUUGUAAAACACUUCAAUCCUUUCGUUUGCCUUUCCAAGUUUUUACAAUAAAUUUAUUAUAAAUUAAUUUAAGUACUUACAUAUAAGUUGUAUUUUAAUUAUUAUUAUAUUAAAUUUUACUAUAAUAUUUUUUUGUUUAAUAUGCAAUGCAGUCUGCACUCUGCACACAAUAGUACCUACGCAUUUGCACGAAAUCUCAAGGACCUAUCGUAUGUAAAUUAUUGUGUUAAUUUAUGUAUAUAUAUUCAUAGUACGGUGGUAUGAAUUAUUAUUGAUUUUUUUAUAUUUUUUAUUUCAUUAUAUUUUGUCUACUAAAAUUUCCAACUAGAAAAGUAUAAAUGACUCGCAUACAAAAUUCCUUUAUUGUCGCGGUUAUAUAAUAAUAUAAUAUUUAUUGUAACAUUUAUUUAAUUUACCGCCUUACUAAUGUAUAAACUGAUUUGUUUUUGAUUUUCGUAUACAUUUAUAUGGGCAUAUUCGAAAUUACACAUACAAUAUGCAAUGACAGCGUAUGUGUUUUUGUCUUUGCGCUAAAUAUUGUUCACAACUAAUUUGUACAUAUGUACGUAUGUAAGUAGUAAUGUAAAAAUGCGUUAUUUGGCCAAUAAAAAUGGACUUGUUACAAACAAUUUUAAAAAGCCUGUUA